Molecule: messenger RNA, 293 nt
Organism: Trichoderma asperellum CBS 433.97
Lineage: Eukaryota; Fungi; Ascomycota; Sordariomycetes; Hypocreales; Hypocreaceae
Source: RefSeq, a predicted model, not a curated record
GUGGCCCGGAAACAGUGUUUUGUAGCAUUUCUCCAGGCGUUUGUCGAUUACUUUUGUCCAUCUUCACUGCAAACAGUUAAGACCGAACUUUCUUACUCUGAUGUUCGAUACGACAAUCCUGGCGAUGCUAUAUCUUUCGUUAGUCUUACUCUUUUUGUUUUUCUCUUUCUUGUUCUCCAUUUUCUUCUUUUUUUUUUCCCUUCUUUACUCCUCUAUUAUCAUAUUCCUCUUGAGUCUUUUCUAUGACCUAAAAGUAUAGAGAUGCUGUAUCGCAACGAUCCACCUUUUACCCU